AUCAAUAUAUAUAAAGGUGUAAAUACACAAAAGAGUUGCAAAUAUAUCUUUUAUUUCUCUUUUGGUAAUUGAUCUUAGCAGUUCCAAAUAUGGUUGAAAGUAUUGUUACAAUUAGUGAUAUUACAAACAAAGAUAAUGAAAAUGAUAAUUAUAAGUAUGAAUUAGAUGCAACUAAUUCAACUAGAAUCCUUCCAGUUUCAGUCACUCCUACACAACAAAACACUUCAAAUUCUUGGUGUUGUUUUUGUAGGUACAAGAAUGGGGAAGAUGAUGAAAGAUCAAGAAUGAGAAUGUCUCCUAAAUUUCUUCAUUGGAUAGGCUAUGAAGAAAUCUUCUCAACACAGGUAUGGAGAGCAUCAGUAGCCGAACUCUUGAGCACAGCAAUCUUGGUAUUUAUGUUCGACAACAUUUUCAUAUCCUCCAAGAUCCACAAUGAGACACCAAACAUUUUGCUAGCUUGUUUUGUAGCUAUCAUUGUCGCACUUCUUCGCCUAGCAACCCACCCUGUUUCAGGUGGCCACAUAAACCCAACAAUUACCAUAUCCGCUACUUUAAUGGGCCUCAUCUCAUUAUCUCGCGCCAUGAUCUACUUAAUAGCCCAAUGCAUCGGAUCCAUUCUAGGUGCUUGGGCCCUUCAAGCAAUGGUAACCGGUUCCAUUACCAACUCCACGUACUUAUUAGGGGGAUGCACACUUGCAAUCGUCACACCAGGCCCAAAUGGGCACACCACAUUCGGGAUCGAAACAGCCCAAGGGCUUUGGGCUGAGAUUAUUUACACAUUUAUUUUUCUAUUCUCGGUGUGGAUGGCCUUUGAUCAGAAGCGAGCAAGGGCCUUGGGUCAACUCUUGAUGUGCACAAUAACUGGUGUUGUUGUUGGGCUUACUAUGUAUUUGUCAACCACAGUAACAACAAAGAAAGGAUACACUGGAGCAAUAAUUAAUCCAGCAAGGUGUAUUGGGCCUGCAAUUGUGAGAGGUGGUCAUCUUUGGAAUGAUCAUUGGGUAUUUUGGGUUGGGCCUAUUAUAGCUUGCAUUCUGUUUUAUCUUUAUAGUAUGGUUCUUCCUAUAGAGCAUUUCAAAGCAAGGAUGAGUAAAGACUAAUUAAGCCUUAGCAUUUGCGAUUUCAAUACACAAUAUAUUAUUAUUAUUAUUAUUAUUAUUAUAUAUAUAUAUAUAUAUAUA
Molecule: messenger RNA, 1181 nt
Organism: Amaranthus tricolor (Joseph's coat)
Lineage: Eukaryota; Viridiplantae; Streptophyta; Magnoliopsida; Caryophyllales; Amaranthaceae
Exons: 3
Coding region: 90-1100 (336 amino acids)
Biological process (GO): transmembrane transport
Cellular component (GO): membrane
Molecular function (GO): channel activity
Source: RefSeq, a predicted model, not a curated record